Molecule: messenger RNA, 2214 nt
Organism: Annulohypoxylon maeteangense
Lineage: Eukaryota; Fungi; Ascomycota; Sordariomycetes; Xylariales; Hypoxylaceae
Exons: 3
Coding region: 518-2095 (525 amino acids)
Cellular component (GO): SUMO-targeted ubiquitin ligase complex
Molecular function (GO): ubiquitin-protein transferase activity
Source: RefSeq, a predicted model, not a curated record
CGGGCAAGAACGACUGUAAGGCUUCGCAUUAUGACAAUUUCGCCAUUACCAUAACCUUAAACCUUUAAAAACUUUCCAUUAAUACACUCCAUACUUAACUUUUAAACUCGCCUCAACGUUGCUCACUCACUGGUUUCCUACAUCCGUCUUUGAAAUUGAACGCGCCAGGCGUUGCAAUCAAUCGUCACCUUAUCAGACACAACAUCAAACAUCAACCUUCAACCUUAAUCUUCUCAUCGAGCACACAUCAACGUUAAGAAUUACCAAAUACAUCUUCCGAUUCAAGGCUGCGACGCGAUGAGGCAGAAAUGAUCAAAUCGAAUACAUGUUCAACAAAAUGGUCAUUAACAAUUAACUAGCCUCCACCGUCCAUCAUCCAUUCAUACCCAGUCCAAUUUCUACGGUCUUGACACUGGCUGUUGUUACCUGAGGUACCUUGGUAGUCGUAGUCGUAGUCACCUUGGCCGGCUUGUCAGCUCGACCGAUCUAGACUGGUCUAUAUUUCAGGAUUUCUGAUAUGGCAGAAAUUCCUAACUCUGAUUCACCAGAUCCUUUAUCGUCAACACCACCCCGACCAGGCCGAUUUGUCGUACAACCUACCAUUUCUUCCAUUUCUACGCCAUCCACGAACAGCGACUUGCAUUCUCUAACAUCUGAGUCUCUCGACCGACAAACACGCGCUCAUCAACAUCAACAUCAACACCUACAUCACCGAGAAUCAUUUUGGAACAAUACCAGUCCUGCAUCCGCAGUUACACCCCCACCCAUGGCGUUCAACGAUGGCAAUCUUAUCGGAUUAAUGAGAGCGGCUGACGACGGCUCCGAUCCCAUUUUCGAACGAUUUGAUCCCGAAGAAGAGGAAAGCCUCUUUGUGAGCGACGAUGAUGACUAUAACGCGGGCGAAUAUGACAACGACGAUCUUGAUCUGAUUGAGGAAAGAAAUGCUGGACCCAGACAAAUAGAUGAGCAGGCUUGGGUAGAUGAUCAUUCAGAUGAUUCCUAUGACGACAAUGAGUUCAUUGGUAUACUGGAGGAGAAUAGAGCUGCAGCUAACAACAACGCUGCACAUCUAGAUGAGCUAGUGGAAAUAGAAGUAAUGCAGGCAGGAAACCUCAGAGGCAACCAAGGACAUCGACAACGGCAACCUCAAGCGCAGCCAGAGGUUAUUGACUUGACGGGCGAUAAUGAUAGCCCCAGGCAGCCUGCUCAACCUGCGCCCCAGAACCAUUCUCAGAACACCCGACGACAACGAUCACAGCAACGACACGCCCUGCCACGACUAGCUCGUAGCGAUGCUAGCUACAUGGAACCACACAAUGUCAUUGAUCUAGUUUCGGAUUCCGAUGAGUCGGAUCCUCCGCAACAUAGCACCAACCCUAGACAUGGGCCCAUCCCUCCUCCCCGUCGUGGUCCUUUGCGAGAAAUUCGGCAUCCAGAACCGCGAGAUCUCCCACUUCCAGGGCGAACCUUCGGUUUUCCCACCCAUCCCAAUAACUCGAUCCGCGAUCUUCAGCAGAUUUUCAAUAACAUACCAUUGUUUCGGUUGAUUAACAACCCACCCAUGGCACAAAGUCGCGACGAGGAGGAUAUUGUCAUCAUGGGACAUCGCAACCUCGCGCCUAACGCUAUGCCGGUGCCGAACCUUCCCCCCAUCAACCUAGAUGUUAGGGUCCAUCCUUUUGCGAAUGCGCCACUCGCGCCCGGUGGCCUUGGUGCUAAGCCCGCACAUGAACCUCCGAAGGAGACGAGAGAAGGUUUUACACGAAACACGGGCGAGGACGUAGUAGCCAUCUGCCCAAGCUGCGAGCUCGAGUUAGCUUACGACCCGGAUGAUGAUGACGUUCAUCAGGGACCCCCAGCAAAGAAAGCUCGUACGAAGAAGGAUAAGGCAGAACAUCAUUUCUGGGCCGUCAAGGCUUGCGGACACGUCUAUUGUCGAGCAUGCUACGAGAACCGCAAACCCGUAGGCAAGAAUCCCGUCCCCGUGGGAUUCCGGCGUGACCCCAACGGCCUUAAGAACCAUGUGCUCUGUGCCGUCGAUGACUGUGAAACGGACGUUAGCGCCAAGUCAGCCUGGGUUGGCAUAUUCAUGUGAUGUCACCUUGAUCGCCUUUUUCAUUAUAGUCAUCUCUCCACCUUAGGUUUCACUAAGCUUGGCUGGGGUCAAAUUCGGGGAGGCUGGAUACCCGAUUUGAAACUAGGUCGCAAUAUCGC